This is a messenger RNA of Nasonia vitripennis (jewel wasp), 3524 nucleotides long. Its product is annotated as sodium/potassium-transporting ATPase subunit beta-2. Gene Ontology annotation, cellular component: sodium:potassium-exchanging ATPase complex. The transcript has 6 exons. Gene Ontology annotation, molecular function: ATPase activator activity. The record is from RefSeq and is a predicted model, not a curated record. Lineage: Eukaryota; Metazoa; Arthropoda; Insecta; Hymenoptera; Pteromalidae. Gene Ontology annotation, biological process: intracellular potassium ion homeostasis; sodium ion export across plasma membrane; potassium ion import across plasma membrane. The coding region runs from base 520 to 1491 and encodes 323 amino acids.
ACACACAUACAGAGCGAGCGAGUCGGCACAGAAUCCCGCGGCGAGGAGAGCUAACGCCUAUAGCCUGUGUGUGUUUGGGCUCUUUCUCCUCGUCAGUUCAACCUGGGCCCUGCUGGUACGCAGGCGAACGAACGCGCUGAGUCCAGGGCUGUUAGUCGCUCCUGUUCCGUGUACACAUAACUCCAGCUCGGGCGCGUACGUACUGCCGUCGGCGUUGUCCUCGCCGUCCACACGGAUCCCGAUAGUCCGCGCGCGCGAUACGCGUACUCACGACGCUGCUCCUGUUUUUUUUUUUUAUACAAAAAACAACAACGCACGUGUACGUUUUUCGUCGACGACGAGUAUUACAAGCGCGUAUAUAGUAUAUACCUUUGUUGCGCUGCCAAGUCAGGCGAGAGUGCUGGUAGACGGGAGAGAGAGAGAGAGAGAACGAGAGAAGUGUGCGCCGAGCGCGAGAGCAAGAGAGACAGAGCCAGGUGCGAGAGAAGCAACAGUACGUAGCGAGCGUUUGUCAUCAGGAUGGUGUCGAAGGACGUCGUGAAACCGGGUGUGAGGGAAAGCAUGAACCCUUACGAGAAGCCGCCGAGCGUCGCGUUCGGCAAGUCCGUGAGGCUCUUCCUCUACAACCCGGAGACGGGGGCCUUCAUGGGCAGGACGGCCAGCAGUUGGGGAAAAAUCGGCCUGUUCUACCUGAUAUUCUACGGAGUAUUGGCUGCCUUGGUCGCGAUCUGUUUCUGGGGAUUCUUCCAGACUCUCGACCCUCGAAGACCCACGUGGCAGCUGGAAGCUUCCAUUAUCGGCACGAAUCCUGGUCUGGGAUUCAGGCCACUGCCACCACCAGAGAACGUUGAGAGUACACUUAUUUGGUACAAAGGAACUGACAGGAACAACUACGGGCACUGGACAGAUGCGCUCACGAAGUUCUUGAAACCUUACCGAACCCCUGGAGGAACGCCCGGACGUGGUGCGAAUAUACACAACUGCAGGUACGACGACCCGCCGAAACCAGGACAGGUUUGCUCCGUCGACGUGCAGAAUUGGGCGCCUUGCACUGCCGAGAACAAUUUUGGAUAUCACACGUCUUCUCCCUGUAUCUUCCUCAAGCUAAACAAAAUAUUCGGCUGGAGACCAGAGUAUUACAAUGACACUUCGGACCUGCCUGCGAAAAUGCCAGAAAAGUUGAAGAGCCACAUCAAGAGCGUGGGUAACCCAGCAGAGCGCAACACGGUUUGGGUGUCCUGCGAAGGCGAGAAUCCAGCUGACCAAGAGAACGUUGGGCCUAUCAACGUUAUCCCACGACAGGGCUUCCCAGGAUACUAUUAUCCCUACGAGAAUUCCGAGGGCUAUCUCAGUCCGCUAGUCGCUGUGCAUUUCGAAAGGCCACGAACUGGCAUCCUCAUUAAUGUAGAAUGCAAGGCAUGGGCGAAGAAUAUCAUCCACAACCGAAACGAUAAGCUGGGCUCUGUGCAUUUCGAGCUGCUCAUCGACUAAGAAAAUAUUCUCAAAGCUGUAUUCAUUCGUUCACCAUUCGACUCUUCAUGGGCAUAAUUCUCGAAUCUGGGCUUGUUUCUAGAUCUUCCGACUGUUAUCGUUAUUUAAUUUAGGUCAAACACAUUGAGAUAGUUCAGCAUUUCAUUAAGUAUUAUUCACAAUCAUUCCAUAAUUGAUACGUACUUGCGACUUGAAGAAUUUUGUAUAUUUUAUAACGUUAAAAUGUCAAAGAUCUAGAAGUUGCCCAAAAGCCCUCGUUGCCGUUCUGUUUUUCGCCUGUGCAAGUAAGCAGAAACAGUGCAGAAUAAUACAUUGAUAUGAAGAAAAAAGACGCAGUAGGUGCGAUCUACUUUCUAUCGGUGUAUGAUCGUCGAAGACUCAUUACAACCUUCGGGGAUUUCUUUUGAAGCCCCAGCCUGCGCAACCAAAUGUUUUAAGUAAUUUCAUGCGAUCGCUAAGCAGUAUCUUUUGGGUAUGAAAGGAUUGUCUAUACAAAGUAUAAACAAUUAUUCCCAACGAUUUGUACAAUUGUAUUAAAAACAAUGUCUCCCUUGAUGAAAAGCAGAAACUAAUGAACCAUUUCAAUUUUUCAUUCAGGGAACACAUAUUAACGAACAACGUCCCCAUGUGCGAUGUUAUUCAGUGACACAUACACUCGCAUAUCAAAACACUACAAACACAACACAACCCUACACUAAAUACACAUACAUGCGUACGGAGUAGUUUAAUUGUAGAUUAUAGUUGCGUAAGUUGCAAAAAUCUAUUCUGAUGGUCCAUGCUCGAUUUUGUGAUCUCCAAAAUAAUUUAGAGAAAGCAAAGGUAAAGCCAACAUUUUAGCGUAUUUGAUUUAUUUUAUAUGGUUAAACUGAAAUCAUGGAAGCAAUCUGACGACCUCAUGCGAUUGAAGCGUAUUGCAAUUCUUUUAAAAAGUGAUUUUUUUUUAAAGAUUGAAUUAUGACCGAUACAAAAACUGCGAAUUAAUUGUAAAAAGACAAUACUUUAUAAUUUUAUAUUUAUUAAUUUGUGUGUGAUUAUUUUAUUCGUGAUCUAACAAGUCGCAUUCAAAAGGCGUUUUGGAAAAGUUUUCGAAUUAAAAUUUUUGUAAUGUUUACCUUUUAUAUGAUUAUUGUACCAUAUUUGAAAUUUUGUAUUUCUCGAUACGACAGUCGAACAAUCUCGUGAUACUAUAUAGCUUCUUAUACCUGCCAGGCAAGAAGUUCGAACAUGUUUGCUAAGUUUUUAAAAAUUAUUAUACAAAUAUAUACACCAAGAUACAGCGCAAGAAACCUCGAUCGAAUGUAUAAAUUAUACGCUCAUCUGCUACCGUAUGCAGAAAUGUAAAACUAAUAAAUAGUGAAAAAGACGCUCUAGAACUUUCGGGCUAAAUAUUUUAUCAAUCAACGUACCUUGUAAAUUGUUAAUAUGUUUAACUUUAAAGACAGCACUUAAGUAAUUAAUGAUAUGAGUACACUGUAAAACAAAAUAAUAGGCUGUAAAAUUUAUGAAAAUUUGAUUUGGAAUUCAUAUAACUAUACCAAAAUAAUUUUUAUUAAAACUUCUAACAAACUGUAAUUUAUACACUAUAAAUUUAUCAUUAGUGCCUGAAAUCUAGUGUAAGAACAAUGUUAACUAUAAAUAUCUCGUUAAUAUAUUGCAUACAUUAGCCAAGCAUUCAGAUAAAUAUUAAUUCGCGUUGCGAGUGAAUUAUAAGACAUUUUUCACGCCAGGUAUUGCAGAGUAGUGAUCAAUUUUAAACCUACUUGUGUCUACGCUGUGUGUCACAGAGAACUCCAUUUUUGCAUUAGUAGGUUUGCAGACAAAAUGAAAACUGGUUUUUGAUAAUAUUUCGGUCAUUGUUUCUAUAAAUUUUUUGUAAAAUGGAUGCUUUCUGCGGAACAAAAAACAAGAUACGUGGUGGAAUAGAUACCAAUAAGCACUGCGGAAAAAGGAUUUCUAUUUUUAAAUAUCACGUACCUAUAAAUAUACAACAAAAGUGUGUAAACAUAAAACAAGAAAUAAAACGUUUUUCGUCA